Messenger RNA from Anolis sagrei ordinatus, 648 nucleotides. The record is from RefSeq and is a predicted model, not a curated record. Lineage: Eukaryota; Metazoa; Chordata; Lepidosauria; Squamata; Anolidae.
AUGUCGUUCGUUUCGUGGAUCUGCGUGGCUUUUCAGGAGACCAUCCCAGUCCAAAAAGACAACCAACAGGAGCCCGACGGUGCCACGCUACAGCGGUUCCAGUUGAUCAUCACCAAAAUCAAGGGCAACUCGGCCAAAGUGGUGAUCGUCCUGAGCACGGAGCUGUCCCUCCUCCCCUUCUUUAGGGAAGUAAUCAACCAGAACCUAACUGGCCUGGUGUGGGUGGCAUCCGAAGCCUGGGCCACUGACCUCUCCAUCUUCAGCAUGCACAAUAUCUCCAGCAUCGGUUCCGUCUUUGGCGUGGCGGUGCAGGACGUCCCCAUCCCGGGGCUGGACGAGUUCCGCAUCAAGUCACCGAAGGUCAGAGAAGCCGCCCCGCCGAUGUGCAACCAAGAAUGCGAUGACUGCCUGUUGAUCACGCGGCGCUAUGAUGCCAGCAUCCGGGCCGCCGGCAACCGCAUCGAUUUCAACGUCUACUCCUCUGUCUAUGUUGUUGCCCAUGCUUUGCACGCCUUGCUGGGCUGCAAUAAAACUGGAUGCUCCAAGCAGACCUUUUACCCCUGGCAGAUCGUGGGGAUCAUCACUCGGCACAACCUGACCCACGAGUACCUCCAGGCCCGGCUCCGGCAGCAUUACCAGACCCUCUGA